This is a messenger RNA of Phasianus colchicus (ring-necked pheasant), 568 nucleotides long. NCBI's taxonomy places the organism in Eukaryota, Metazoa, Chordata, Aves, Galliformes, Phasianidae. The record is from RefSeq and is a predicted model, not a curated record.
AUGAGGAAGAGGAUGAGGAAGAGGAUGCGGAUGAAGGUGAGGCCAAAGAUAUGGAUGAUGAUGACAAUGAUGAUGAAAGCGAGGAUGAGGAUGAAGAUGAUGAAAAUGAGGACAAAAACGAUGACGAACGCAAGGCCAAAGGCGACGAUGAGGAGGAAGAUGGAAGAUGAGGAGGAGGACGAGGACGAGGAAGGCAAGGCCGAAGCUGAGGAUGAUGAUGACGAUGAUGAUGAAAGCGAGGAUGAAGACGAUGAGGACGAUGAAGACGAGGACGAAAACAACAACGAACGCGAGACCAAAGGCGAGGCCGAAGCUGAGGAUGAUGAUGAUGACGAUGAUGAUGAAAGUGAUGAUGAGGAUGAAGGUGAUGAAAAUGAGGACAAAAACGACGACGAACGCGAGGCCAAAGAUGACAAUGAAGAGGAAGAUGAGGCGGAAGAUGAAUAUGAGGAUGAGGAUGAAAAUGAGGAAAGCGAGGCCAAAGCUGAGGAUGAUGAUGAUGACGAUGAUGAUGAAAGCGAGGAUGGGGAUGAAGAUGAUGAAAAUGAGGACGAAAACAACAACGAAC